AUGGAAUUUGAAAAUCGUGUUUUAAAACCAAUCAUCCGUCUUUUUAGGGAUUGGGGCAUCAAUUUUUACAGUCUGGGCAUUGGUGAAACACACUAUCCAAUACGUGAAGGUCCUGCAAGCACCUCAUUUGAGGCUAUGAGAAUGGGAACAAUAAUUAAAUCGCAAAGCAGACCAAUCAUGAUUAUUCAAUACACGAGGAUGGGGUUGGGUGAUUUAUCCUGCCAAAACCGUCCUACUCGUGUUGAAGUGGAAUCUAUCGUUACGCAUGUACUCGCCUCAAUGGCGUUUAUGGGAGUAAAUUUGGCCUUGACCAUCAUUUUUUGA
Saccharomycopsis crataegensis is the source of this 324-nucleotide messenger RNA. RefSeq lists its product as uncharacterized. The record is from RefSeq and is a predicted model, not a curated record. Bases 1 to 324 code for a protein of 107 amino acids. The transcript has a single exon. Lineage: Eukaryota; Fungi; Ascomycota; Saccharomycetes; Ascoideales; Saccharomycopsidaceae.